CGCUUGCCUUUGAGCUUCGGAGCCGGAAGUGAUUGGCGGCCUGUGUCCAGGGUCUGGAAUUCGCGGACUCUACAAGAUCCCGAAGCCCCGUGGCCGGCCCCAGUAACGAGUUCCGAACCUCAGCAGUACCGGCACCAUGAUCCUGCUGGAGAUCAACAACCGUAUUGUGGAGGAGACGCUCACCCUGAAACUGGAGAACGCUCUGGCCGGCAAUAAACCGGACACAGUGGAGGUCACUUUUGCAGAUUUCGAUGGAGUUCUCUACCACAUUUCCAACCCAAACGGGGACAAGACUAAGGUGAUGGUCAGCAUCGCCCUGAAGUUCUACAAGGAGCUGCAGGAUCAUGGGGCAGAUGAGUUACUGAAGCGAGUAUAUGGCUCUUACCUUGUCCCUCCUGAACCAGGGUACAACGUAUCUCUGCUGUUCGACCUGGAGAACAUCCCUUCAAACAAGGCAGAGCUGAUCCACCAGGCCGGCAUGCUGAAGAGGAACUGUUUUGCCUCGGUCUUCGAGAAAUACUUUAACUUCCAGGCAGAGGGCAAGGAGGGAGAGAAGCGUGCCCUGAUUCAUUACCGUGACGACGAGACCCUCUACGUGGAAGCCAAAAAGGACCGAGUGACGGUGGUCUUCAGCACGGUUUUCAAGGAUGAUGACGACGUUGUGAUUGGAAAGGUCUUUAUGCAGGAGUUCAAGGAGGGUCGGAGGGCAAGCCACACUGCCCCCCAGGUUCUGUUCAGCCACCGGGAACCUCCCCUGGAACUGAAGGAUACCAAUGCAGCUGUGGGUGACAACAUCGGCUAUAUCACCUUCGUCCUGUUCCCUCGACACACCAACCCCAGCACCCGUGAUAACACCAUCAAUCUGAUUCAUACCUUCAGGGAUUACCUGCAUUACCACAUCAAGUGCUCCAAGGCUUACAUCCACACCCGUAUGAGGGCCAAGACAUCAGACUUCCUCAAGGUGCUGAACCGUGCACGCCCUGAGAGUGAGAAGAAGGAAAUGAAGACUAUGUCGGGGAAGACUUUUACCGCCCGAUAAUAAACCUGGCGGCCACGGAUGGAUGGGGAGAGCCCAAAAGCCUCCCCAAUCCCUCCCCCAUAAACACACGUAAAGAAUCAUCGCCGUGGUCAGCAGGACCUUCCCAGUGCAUUCCCAGAAAUAUUCCCCACCUGCUGUCAUUUUCCAAGCUUCCCUUGUGUUGAAUUCCUACUUCCUGGGAACCUUCCCAAUGGAAAUAAAAGCCCUUUUACCUCUCCAAUCCCUGUCCUUAACAUUUCGCUGUUGCUUUCCAUGGCCUGUAAUACAUCGAUUCAGUAUGUUCCUCCCAAUCCCUGCCCUCGAACUAUGCCACUGCGCUGUCGGAGACAGUAGCGCUUCCAGAAAAAUAAAGUUUUUAUAUGUCA
This is a messenger RNA of Mobula hypostoma (lesser devil ray), 1404 nucleotides long. It is a transcript of the gene arpc2, whose product is annotated as actin related protein 2/3 complex, subunit 2. Gene Ontology annotation, molecular function: actin filament binding; structural constituent of cytoskeleton. The record is from RefSeq and is a predicted model, not a curated record. Gene Ontology annotation, biological process: Arp2/3 complex-mediated actin nucleation; actin filament polymerization. Gene Ontology annotation, cellular component: actin cytoskeleton; Arp2/3 protein complex. Bases 137 to 1039 code for a protein of 300 amino acids. Lineage: Eukaryota; Metazoa; Chordata; Chondrichthyes; Myliobatiformes; Myliobatidae. The transcript has 10 exons.